Molecule: messenger RNA, 2604 nt
Organism: Exserohilum turcica Et28A
Lineage: Eukaryota; Fungi; Ascomycota; Dothideomycetes; Pleosporales; Pleosporaceae
Exons: 1
Coding region: 52-2373 (773 amino acids)
Source: RefSeq, a predicted model, not a curated record
GCUGAUCGGGCUGUUCAAGAAGGAAAGAAUUUGAUUGACACAUUGGCCAGGAUGACUUCAAGCAUGCCGCAGCAAGCAGCCAGCUCGCCAGAACGUCCAACAAGUGCUACGGUUCCCACUCAGCUUCUGCUGGAAAACUCUCCUUCAUUGCCACAGGAACAGCUACAGAGCCUCUUGCAGUCGGCCUCUCCCCAGGGACUUCAAAAGCUCGUGUCUUACCUCGCGCCGUUGCAUAACUUGCUUAACUCGAUACCCAAUGUAGCUAACACUAUGCGAGACCUUGGAAAUCGCCUGGAUAUGCUAGAAAACGGAUCCUUCAACUACGUGCAGCCAGAGGACCUCAAUCAGACGCUGGAGAUGUAUGAGGGUAGGCUUAUCGAUGUGGAACAUCGCCUGGACGAGCACGAUAGGAUGCACCAGGCUGCAGAUGAUCGUGGUAGCGACAGCCCUUUCAACCGAAAGCGCAUUGACAAGGAUAGCGCGUCUUUUGGAUCCGACCACUCUGCCAACUCCAUAACCUCAUCGGCUCUUAUCCUCGCGGCAGUGGAGCGUAAAGAAACAGAAAUGGAGCUUGACCACAUCAAGGAAAGACUGGAUGUGCUAGAAGCUGCAGCGCCACCCACAUCGCUGGCUCCCUGGGAAAUUGAAGUUGUGCUGCUACCAUGGGGGCCUGACUUACGAGGCAUCUGGUUCUCGCCGGACGAACCAAUGCACAACACAGACAAGGCCACAACCCAGAGCUCCGAAGAAUGGACUCAAGCCCGGACCUCGAGAACAAGCACAGAAAUACCCUUCUCAGAGACUCUGAGACGAGAUACCGACUCAAGCCCCUACUCAGCUGCUCCAACGCCAGGGAAGAAUUCAACAUUCAACCAGCGCGAAAGCGGAUGGAGCAACCAAGACAUUAGCAACUGGGCUUCAGGGUCUACUGACGACUGGCUGUUUGCCAAAGCAUGUGGAAGCAACAAUCUAGUCUACAAGCGACUUCAAAGCCGUGGCUUCGUGCGAAACAUUACCCUUCGGGGCGCUAGUGCCAAGGACGUACAGGAAACGCUAUCCCAUGCGUUCAACGAUGUUUUCGAUUACCUGCAAUACGACGACAGUGAUGAAAACCCUAUGAUUGCUGCUUACCCGGGCCUUCGGGCAUCGUACAUACCACUACGAAAAGUGCUCAGGGAAUCGCGACUCCGGUUUCUCACACCUGCUGAAAUGUCAAGCUCAGCGUUUUGGACUGCUCAAUUCCUCGCAUCUGGUGUCAUGAUGCGAGUCUCUGGAGGAAAAAAGAGGUUGUAUGUCACUCAUCGCGAAGCGUAUACACAGCAAGUCGAUCGAAACGAGUUUGUUGUUAUGGAACAGUCAUGGCCGGAGCUAAGACAAUUGCCUCGCUAUCAACCUGUCCAAAUCCCACAGGUGGAAGGCAAUGAUGAACAGGGUCAACCUCACGUUCCCGAAGCGGAUGCCAAAGAGACGUGCUGGCAAUUUGUCGAGGCCUACGAUGCUCCGCCUCCUAGUGUGCACUCUUCGUUCGGCAGCAACCACUCUGUCCAACUGUCUAUGCGACCUGCAGACCGACAAUGGCGGCGAUCCAUGACGCCCAAUUCCAUUCUGAAGAACAGGCAGCUUCAUCCUGUUUCUCCACUGAGCGAGAAUCAUCUGCGCCCAUCGCUCCACCGCAAUCGUACAGUAUCCACUUCGGCCAUGGACACAUUCCCGCCCAGCUCGGCCAAGCGCCGAUUGAAUACUUCUCCAGUCAAGCAGGCGUUUACUCCACAGACGUUGUCGCGCACUCCUAGUCUGAUGACGAGACUUAAAAGACGUCGCGUAACAGAUUCGUCAUCUCCAAGACCGGAAAACGCUCGGACAGAAGCUCCCGCCUCAAUAUGGAAUGCAACCCCUCGGCGUUCGCGGGAACCACCGUCACCAUUCUUUUCUUCGGAGCCUGCGCUACCACGGUCCAACUCGGACAUUGUGAGUAGGCCAAGCCAACGUUCUGUUGCUAUGACUGGCAAAUCAACGUUCGCUUAUGCAACACCACACUCGGGGCCUUUUGUAGCUGGUCCUGUCUUCAAUGCCUACAACAAUGCUGGCGACACAGAGCCAGACGACGACAACGACGAUGAUGACGGCGAGCAAAGUUGGCAUGGUGUUACCGAUGGCGAGAGUGUGUCGAGCUCUGUGGCUGGUGCUGCCAUUGGUGCGCAAGAGGCUACAAGUUUUUCGGGGGAUGACAGUGGCUUUGGUAGUGACAACGACAACGACGAUAGCGACGCGCAGUCAGAAGAUUCCGGUGAUCAUGCGCAACGGCGGCGCCUCGACACCGAAGAGGAUGAAGACGAUGUGUUCGACUCUCUCCUCAGUGUCAUUGAAGACUAAGCAUGCCUAUGCUGACUUCAAUUAUAAAAAGCGAUUUGUACAAAAUAUGGCAGGAAAUAUGGGAAUGGGCUGUGGGUUUACAUGUUAGUUUAGCGUUUCUUUGUUCCUGGAUUGUAUUGUACCAUGCGUAGUUCGGCCACGUCUCUUCUCGGGCCCUCGUUUGUAUUUCAUGGUCAUCGGAUUGUACAUUAUCGAAUAUUGGCUACAAGCAUAGCAUAGUGUGGCUAUGUG